GUGUGUUUAUAUUAAUCUAAUUAUUUUUGCAGUCUGCACAUUUUGUGUCUGUUAGUAUAAAAACACCUGUCUUGGAUUUUCAAGAAGCUCCCUAGUGAUGAUUUGAUGAAUUUUUCCUUAUCUUUUUCAUCCCAAUGUCCGCACUAAUCGCUGUCAUGGAAUCGUUUGGGUCUUCGGUCACCGAGUCUACCGACAUCACCACACCGGACGAUCCGUUCUCGGGUCCCCUCAAGUCUGUUGCGCCCUGGAAUUACACUUUCCUCGCCUGUCUGAUGUUCAUAGUGACUUCACUGUCUAUAACAGAGAACUUCGCCGUUAUGCUUGUGACCUUUAGAUUCAAACAGUUAAGGAAACCGUUGAAUUACAUCGUUGUUAAUUUAUCUGUUGCUGAUUUUCUAGUUUCGCUGACAGGAGGCACUAUAAGUUUUCUAACUAAUGCACGAGGUUACUUCUUCCUGGGCGUCUGGGCGUGUGUGCUGGAGGGAUUCGCUGUCACUUUUUUCGGAAUUGUGGCUUUGUGGUCUUUAGCAAUCUUGGCAUUUGAGCGUUAUUUUGUGAUCUGUCGUCCUCUGAAAAAUGUCCGGCUGGGAGUCAAGCAUGCAGCUAUGGGUCUUGUUUUCGUUUGGACCUUCUCCUUCAUCUGGACAAUCCCGCCAGUUUUUGGCUGGAGCAGUUAUACAGUCAGCAAAAUUGGUACCACCUGUGAACCCAACUGGUACUCAACUGAUUACUACGACCACACCUACAUCAUCACCUUUUUCGUUACGUGUUUUAUCCUUCCUCUUGGUGUGAUCAUUAUCUCCUAUGGCAAACUUAUGCAGAAACUCAGAAAGGUGUCGAACACUCAUGGAAGGCUGGGUAAUGCGCGUAAGCCUGACCGAGAGGUGGCGAGGAUGGUCAUUGUAAUGAUAGUUGCGUUCAUGGUUGGAUGGACACCAUAUGCAGCAUUCUCAAUUACUGUCACAGCCUGUCCCACAAUUCAUAUUGAUCCUCGCCUGGGCUCAAUACCGGCCUUCUUCUCAAAGACUGCAGCUGUGUACAAUCCCAUCAUCUAUGUCUUCAUGAAUAAGCAGUUCAGGAAGUGCCUGAUCCAGAUGUUUAAAGGAAAUGUCACCAAUCUGGACUCCACCAAUCUGAACCAGACAUCAGACAAAGGGGCCAUCACUGCCACAGCAGAGAGUCACCUUGGAGAGAUGUCCACCAUUGCAGCUCGCGUGCCUAUGUCCAUGUGCAACAUGGAGAAGAGUGAGGAUGAAGGGGAAGAGUCAGAGCAAAGCGGGAAUGAAGGUCCAAAGCAGCUCCCUUUAUCGGAUAGUCGAGUGUGUCCUUUGUAGAGAAGGACUAGUCUGUCUGAAUAAAUGUAUACCUUUAAUCUUACCUGUUGUCUAACUAAAGCAUAAAUCCUACAGUUGUUACCUCUAUUGGAAUGCAUAUGUUAGAAUGUAUUGUUUGCGUUUUCACACGUUCCUUGUUUGUUGUUCGUAUUUCUUUAUGUUGUGGCGAUUUGCAGUCUUGGUGUACUGUGUACUUGUCGGUAUUGCGAUAUUACCUUACAUAAACAUGAAGGAGGCAGGCAAUACAUUUCCAUACUGUCCUCUGAAUGAACGCUAUUUGUUUUUCUGAUCGGUCUCCUCUCACUACGGUAUAUUUCUGAUUGCACACUAGUACCAGUGGGGAUGUUUUGUUUGUAUGUUUUAAUGGCAACUGAAAUGAAAGAACAUAGUAUUGCAAUAGCUUUCAGGUCAGAAUGCUGACUUUCAUUUUAUAUUCAUUAAUAGUCUACUUAAAAAAGAUAUUGGUUCAAAAACCAAAGGAGAAAGUGAUCCUUCGUUGUUGAGAUAAAUCGGGACUAUUAAACUAUCACUCAGCUUGUGAUAUUUGCUCCUCUCCCGGCUUCUUCUGGUUGGACCGCUGUUUUAAAACGGACAUUAAUGAGCUGCUCUGUAUAACAAAAUCUAAACCUGACCAAAGACGGUCAUUCUAGUGCAUGUUUACAUAGAAAAAAACAAAACAAUAAAAGCUCAUCUACACAUCUCAGAAUCUUACACAAACUGCUGUUUGAUAUAACAAUUAAUUUAGUGAACUAACGGGUCAAACAGGUUUGGCAGGGUAUCUGCUUUGCAAUAUAGUAAUAAACCAUGCAAUUAACAUCCUCAUCUGACAAUU
This is a messenger RNA of Sinocyclocheilus grahami, 2166 nucleotides long. Its product is annotated as vertebrate ancient opsin-like. The record is from RefSeq and is a predicted model, not a curated record. Lineage: Eukaryota; Metazoa; Chordata; Actinopteri; Cypriniformes; Cyprinidae. Gene Ontology annotation, cellular component: membrane. Bases 135 to 1334 code for a protein of 399 amino acids. The transcript is spliced from 5 exons. Gene Ontology annotation, biological process: visual perception; G protein-coupled receptor signaling pathway. Gene Ontology annotation, molecular function: G protein-coupled receptor activity.